AUGGCCAAGACGAGAGGAGCCCAAACCCCAUCUCCAUCAGCUCGCAACACUAGACCGAGAACUUCAACUAUGCGAGAUUCCAUGUCUGAGGCUCCACAGGCUUCUGCCAUUCCACCUUCUGAGGGUGGAAUGCCACCUAGUCCUUCUCAGCGUAGGUACGAGACUAGGAGACCACCCACUACACCUGAGAUAGCAGUCAUAUGUGCACAUCAGGAUCAGCUUAUUGCCACGCAGACCCAACAUACCGCCAUCCUUAGGCAGAUACACCAACAUUUGGGUAUUUUGUCGCCACCUGAGCAUGAUAUGCCUGGUACAUCAGAGCCUACAGAUCCAUCUCAGAAGGCUCCUCCAACAUUUCAGAUUGUGCCCUAUGAGGAGACUACUAUAGUAGAGAUCGAGACUUCGAUCCAGAGUACUCAAUCUACCACAGCCGAGCCAUCGUCUUCACACGAUCCUCACACCACUACCUGA
This is a messenger RNA of Vitis vinifera (wine grape), 471 nucleotides long. RefSeq lists its product as uncharacterized. The coding region runs from base 1 to 471 and encodes 156 amino acids. NCBI's taxonomy places the organism in Eukaryota, Viridiplantae, Streptophyta, Magnoliopsida, Vitales, Vitaceae. The transcript has 2 exons. The record is from RefSeq and is a predicted model, not a curated record.